This is a messenger RNA of Sclerotinia borealis F-4128, 10419 nucleotides long. Lineage: Eukaryota; Fungi; Ascomycota; Leotiomycetes; Helotiales; Sclerotiniaceae. The record is from the annotation of a GenBank genome assembly.
AUGCGUCCAACUUCACUUCCAAAGUGCCUGCUGCAGGUAGCAGCUUGUGGUAUUGCACUCGUUACUUUCGUUCACGCAGCACCAGAUGCAACUGUUCUUACAACCGUCACUCGUUACAGAAUAUCGGUCGUUCCACAAUACACGACUUAUACUGAUACCACUUUUUCGAUUAUUACUUAUACCGCACCACCUGUAAUCCAUACUGAAUAUGUCACUGCAACAGCAUUUAAACAAAGCACUACCACUGUGAUAGAUGGGACUACGACUAUAUUCCCGGAAGCUUCGACUGUAUAUGCGUCCGAAUGCUCUAGCACAUUAUCUUCUUCUGCAUCCGUUUCAUCGGAUGUUUUAAGCAGCUCAAGCACUACAUCUUCUGAAUUUGCUUCCUCUUCCGGAUUCACGGUUCCACCAGUGAGUGGUGUGGUUUCGUCUACGCUAGAUCCAGGUGUUGAACCCACCACUUCUGCUCCACAGAUCACCCCCGAGCCACCUACUACGACUAAUGGAGGAGGUGAGCUUUCUUCUGAGCCAGGAGAACCAGUUACCACUCAGCCACCUGCUGGACCAACUCGUGUUUCAUCUGCCGAUACUCCCGCUGGUACUUACAACGCAGUGGAUUGUUACUCGGACAAUGAGGGUACUGGCUACCCAUUAGCUCCACCUGUCACCGACAAUGUCGAUCCAAAGAAUUACGAUACACCCAGCAACUGUGCUAGAUUCUGUUCUACAGCCAAUGUGGGCGGCCCGUUCAGAUAUGCCGGAAUCGGCCCAGGACACUGUUACUGCUCGAACGGCUUGCUUUCCGCAGAACCAAUUACCGAUUGCUUUUACGAAUGUCCAGGUGAUUCGACACAAAUAUGCGGAGGAGGUUCUUCCUCUACCAGAAGACUCAGACGCCGUGCGCCUCCCGUCGCGAUUAUUAUCUAUGAAUUAGCUGGAUAUGUCCCCCCAACCUCAUCCGCCGUUACUGAAAUCCUUCCAACUGAAACGCCAGGCGUUUCUUCGACGGAUAUCAUCGUCACUGAGGGACCAGGUGUUACUUCUGCAACUGAAGUUAUUCCCAUCGAAACCCCCGGAAUUCGUUCAACAGAAAUCAUUGUCACCGAAGGCCCAGGAGCUACUUCUGCAACUGAAGUCAUUCCUAUUGAGACUCCAGGAGUUAGCUCUACUACUGAAGUCAUUCCCAUUGAGACACCAGGUGCUAGCUCUACAGAAGUUAUUCCUAUCGAGACCCCAGGAGUUAGCUCUACUACUGAAGGUAUUCCUAUCGAAACCCCCGGGAUUAGUUCUACAGAAGUCAUUCCCAUCGAGACCCCAGGGGCUAGUUCAACCGAAGUCAUCGUCACUGAAGGACCAGGCGCUCCCUCUACCACCACUUCAGAGUCGGCUGAGGGGACUAGCACUGGUGUUCCACCUGUCAGCGGUAUAGUAUCUGGUAGCACCACAACCACUGAAGCACCCGAAUCUACUUCCGAGGGCGGAGAAGUCGGAGAGACUAGUACCAUCGUUCUAGCAUCUAGCACUGAGAUUGAAGUAACUCCUGGCUUUUCAACAUCUACUUCUGAGAGCGGAGGUGUUGGAGAAACCAUUACUUCCAUUGGUGUAACAUCAACCUUUGUACCAACAUCCUCUACAAGCUCCCCUCCAGCAUCCACAUCCAGCGUUGGUCCUUAUAAUUAUGUUUGCUCAGGUGUUCCAAAUCUGUUCAACGUAGUUAUUGAUGAACCUGGAAAGCCAAAACAAUGGUUAUCUCAGCUUAACUAUCCAGAUACUGGACUUGUGGAGAAUACCUGGGGAUAUGACACGUUACCAGUGGUAACAUCGGAAUCACAAGCAGCUCGUUUCCGUGUUGGAGCAGGCAACACUUUCCAAAGCACACUUCAAUCUAAUGGUGCACCAAUCAUUGGUGCUGUUCGAUUGACUGCUUUAGGAUCUCCUCUUCAACUCUUUACUGCGGAUCAUAUUGCAGAUAACAUGAGGGUCUUCACUACCACUGUUGGUUCGGAUUGUUCACUUGGCUUGGAUAUUACAAACACCGGAAACAAUAUUCUGGCUCAAUGUAGUGGCGUUCUUACUAUCUUGACACCAGCUAAACAGAUCCAAAAGGGAGAUUCAUGUGUACAAGUUAGGGCUUAUGCUGUUGCAUAUCUUGGACCUUCAUCAACAUCGUUAACAGCUAGCUCUUCGACUAUUGAAGUACUUCCAACUGGUUCAUUUUCGAGUGGAUUCAUGGAAACAACUGUACCAUCUGGAACAGUUGGUUUAGAGACAACUUCUUCGACUUUCUCGCCAAUUACAUCUGCAACAUCAAUCGCUGGAUGUCCUGUUGCACCAUAUUUCAGAAUCCUUGUAAAUGAGACAGGCAUGCCUCCACAAUAUUUAUGGGAUCCUGUCUCAUUCGAUGAUGACGCUUUAUCAUUCACCGUUGAUGCAUCAAAAAGUUUGACCUUCUCAUUGUCACCCACUACUGGUCAACUUCAAUUCAAUAUUGUAAAUUUCUUCGGAAACCCUGUCGUGUUAGCAUCUAAUCAAGAUACGCACAAUGCUGGAAAUGAGCAAAUUUUCUUCUCUACAGCAGCGAAAUAUCAACAACUUGGUUACCAACCUGUUGUUGCAACUAUCAAUCCAGAUUGUUCUAUCGGUUUGACCUUACCAUACAAUGCUGCCAAUAUCAUACAAGCUUGUCGUGGAUCGAUUUAUUUGAUGUUGACACCUGGAGCAGGCUGUGUGACAGUAUCAUUAUUGAUUCUAAGUUCGGCGAGUCUGGAAAGUCCCUCCGAAUUUUCGACUGAAGUCAUUGCUUCUACUUCAUCAGUUGAAUUUUCUAGCGGAUUACCUACUACCAGCUCGCCCGUCUUUACGAACACGCCGUCCGCGGUGCCCAGUUCGUCUUCUUUUGUAUCAUCUUCUUUCUUUGAUCAAACAUUCUCUUCUUCCGAGGGACCUUCUACCUCGACAACAGCCGGCUUCGAGUCAAGCGUUCUAUCUCAAACCCUCCCGACUUCCACUGAACAAGAAUCCCAAAUUUCUUCGUUCACUUUCGAAACUCUUUCUUUAUCUGCCACACCUUCUGCUUUCGUCCCAAGUUCAACCCCUGCCGCCCUCUCUUCAUUCGAAGCUAGUUUGGCAUCUUUCUCAGCUGUUCAAUCUUCCGGUUUCAGCACUCGGUUUUCCGCCACUUCACUUUUGAGUUUUGAACCUUCAGAAGCUCAAAGCACUACCAUUCCAUUCACGUCAAAUGCUGCCUCUUCGAGUUUUGGAGAGGGAACUUCUAGUGGGAUUCCGCCAGUAGAAAACACUGUUUCUGGAUCAACUACUUUUACGGAACGGAGUGGCUCGUCUACUUUUGAAGAAUCAUCUUUGUCUCAAAUCACGACUUCUUCCGAAUUAGCCGAAACCAUAUCCCACUAUAUAUCCUCGACUGAGAUCCAGCCCAGCUCUUCUAAUUUCCCUGUCGAAAGUUCUGGUUCACAGAGUGUGGCUACUUCGACAAGCUCAGAGAUUGUUUCUGAACCACAAGGGACAAUCACAUCGGGUCUUGAAGGUCAAUCAUCUGCCUUGUCUUCAGCACUGGGUAUUUCUAGUCAAUUGUCCAACGAGAUACUGCCAACCUCCACAGGAAUCACAUCUUUGGAUACGGAGAGUCCAUCAACCUUUGGCUCUGAAUCUUCAACGGCAAUCACUUCCAACUUUGAGACUGGUACCUCGAGCAGCCCACCAUUAUCUUCUUCGAUUGAACUCCCUGAGUCGUCAAUCAUAUCACAGGCCUUACCUACGAGUACUAACUCGUUGGAGUCAUCUCAAUUAUCCGUCACUUCUCAAAGUGAAAGUGCCUUUCCCUCGCAGACUGGCACUACAAUUCAAUUGUCUGAAGGUGUGAGUAGUACCAAUAUUUUCUCCUCUCAAGCACUAUCGGCCAGCCCAUCAAAUACUGUAGCAUCUAGUACACUUCAAGAGUCCAGUGGCCUUCUAUCGGUCACCCAAACAAAUAGUCUGUCCGAGUCCGCAUUUCCAAGCGUGGAAACAUCACUUGGAGUUACAAGUACUUUCGUAGGAUCGGCAAGUCAAUCCUUCGAAGUUUCGAGCAGCCUUGAAUCAAUCACGCCUUCAGAAAUCUUCAUCGGUACAACUGGAAUAUUUGAAUCGAGCAUCGAGCCGACUCUUGGGGCCACAAGUGAUUUGGUAGAAUCAUCAAGUCAAUCUUUUGAGGCCUCGAGUACCGUUGGAACGAUUGUACCUACAGGAAUCUUCAUCAGCACAACUAUAAUUGUUGAAUCAAGCAUCGAACCAACUCUCGGUGCUACAAGUGGUUUGGGAGAAUCAUCAAGUCAAUCUUUUGAGACCUCGAGUAUCAUUGGACCUCUUGUACCCACAGAGACAUUCUUUAGCACGAUUGCCUCUGUCGAGCUAAGCUCGUCUUUUGAAACCAGCAGUGGUAUUCCGCCAAUUGAAACCAUAGUGUCCGGAAGUAGCACGAGUACUUUGGAUAUUCAGUCCACGGUUGAAAUUACAAGUGGUCUUGGAUCCAUUGUCUCUACGACUGGGUCAAUCGAAUCGAGCCUGUUUGAGUCUACUAGCAAUACUAUCGGCGCUAUAACAACGUCUACAGAUGUUGAGUUUGUUAGCUCAACGCAAAUAGCAGAAAGUACCAGCCUCGAAAUCGCAAGCAGCUUUGGAUCUAUUGUUCCCACCCAAACUUUUAUUGCCACUUCUGUAGAACCUAGCUCAUCUGAAGCUCUCAGCAAUUCAGCUGGCGCUGCUGGAACAAGCACAGAGCUUGUCCAAUCGAUACAGAUUUCAGAAAGUUCAAAUCUGGCAUACACAUCCACAGGCUCUUUUGAAACGUUGACUUCAGAAUCAGCUUUGGGAAGUACCGCCCAGAUUACUUCCGAGUCAAAUCUGGUCCAAUCCACCAUUCCACCCGUGGCAACCAGUGAAUCUUUACUCUCUACGACGAGUGAUAUCAUUCCUAUAUCCACUUCAAUUGAGAUCAUCACCAGCUCAGAAUUAGUGAGUGCAGAGCCAUCGUUGAUAGUAUCCAGUAGCUUGCCAGCUAUCACCAGCGAGACUAGCUCUGAGGUUCUGAUUCCUUCUAGCACUAUUGAGCUUAUCAGCGUGUCACAGUCACUCACUUUGGAGCCAUCUUUCUCUUCUGGUACCGCUAGUGAACCUGCAUCUUCUACAUCGGAUCUAUUCAUUGCACCUUCUUCCACAAUCGAGUCUAUCGGAUCUGAAUCUUUCACCUUACAGCCGUCUUUGGGGGUUUCGAGCAACUCGGUGAUCUCCUUUGAAAUUGCAAGUUCUACAGGCUUCGAAUUAACUCUUAGCAAUGGUAAUGGACAAAGUGGUAGCAUAUACACAUCGUCCAUCACCAGCUCUGGCUUUGCAACUUUGACUCAGAGUCCUGUCUUGAGUACCGAGGGCUUGAUUUCGGAGAGUGCUGUCGAGACAUCUUUCCCUAGCCAAACUUCCAACCCCUUUGAGAUAUCGAGUGACAUUCAGACAUUGACCUCAGGUCAGAUAUCUAGCUCGUUUGAGAUGUCAAGCCCCAUCCAGACAACUACUUCUGCUCAGACAUCGAACGAUAUUCAGAUAUCCAGCACUUCUCAAACCUUCAUCGCUGUUGAAACAUCAAAUCUUGUUCAGACAAGUAGCCUCUUGGAAACAUCGACUGAUGUUGGUCCUUUUGAGCCCACUUCGACCUUACUGAGUGCUUCUUCCACUGGAAUUGAAGCAUCCAACAUUGACUCUACAUCACUAAAUAGUGGAGGACCAUCUACUACAUUAUCGGAACCAAUUGGUAGCACUAUUUUGCCAGUAUCAGAAUCUCAAUCGAUCGAAAUAUCAACGAACGCUCCAAGCCCUGGUACUCUCGAGCCUUCUAGUCUAAUCACUUCACUGGUAAUAAGCAGUGCAUUGGAAACUAGCCUUGUGAUAUCUCUUCCGCCUUUAUCAACGAGUGAUCUUGGAAUUAUUACAGAUAUUCCUCCAUUGCAGACAGAAACAGCUUCAUCUUUCACUGACGUAUUGAGCCUGAGUGAUUCGUCAGCAGCAGCGAGCAGCUUUUUCUCCGAGAUAACAAGUGGUAUUUCGAAUGAAAUUUCGACAUCUGAGGGAAGUGGUUCAAUCGCAUCCUCGACAGCUCAAGGAACUAGCAGUAACGUAUUCCAGUCACCAAUCCCAUCUGCCCCUACAACCAAUGAAGGAUUAAUCACUAGUUCUUUGGAACUAGGUGUUUCAGGCAGCUUAACCUUAUCUGUAGAGCCCUCGACUGGAUCAUUCGAAACUUCCACGUUUGAAAGUCUGCCAGGGCCAUCCAGCACCGAAUUAGGCUUAUCGACCUCGUCUCUGAGUGAUGGGCCUGUAUCUUUCUCAGCGUCUGAGACCGAGAGCAACAUUGCUUCUCAAUCAACAGUUCUGUCAGUUGUAGGAAGUGAAACUUUGCAAUCAUCUGUGGUCCCCAGUAGUCUUGAAGAGACUCUGACAUCAGCUGUUUCUACAUCCUUCGAAAUAUCGAGCACUGGAUUUACAUCCAUCGCUUCCACAAACUUAGGAACACAGAUUUCAAGCAUUGAAUCUGAAGCUUCUGUGACUUUGAUAGUUUCAAGUACCACGGUUAUAUCUAUACCAAUUGAAGUGAGCAGCAUCAGUUCAUCUAUUUUAGUCAUUGGAGAAAGUACUUCUCUUACAAGUCUUGAGGCCUCUUUCUCGAGUGGAUUCGCGGCUAUUUCGACCUCGAUUGAUCCGCUGGUAACAUCUUCCAUACCUGCAAACCCAAGUGAGUCUUUAUCCAUGAGUGAACUGCAAAGUUUCUCGUCGGCCGGAACAUCGACUCUCUUGCAAAUUACGGCCACAUCAAUCCAAAGUUUCGCUCCUUCGUCAAGUGCAUCAAGUUUCUGCGUCGCUGGUACAGGCUCCAGCUCUCAAGAUAAUUCCGACCUAUGCUCCUUUACUUGCAAUUUUGGAGAAUGUUCCGACCCAUGUACAUGUACUGCAUAUGCAGUCUCAGCCGUCGCACCUCCACCUGUGGUCAAUAGACGUGGCUAUGCUCUUGCUGGCUUUGAUGCUGAAACCUACGAUCCGCUCUGCGACUUUGCAUGUAAUCAUAGCUUCUGUCCUCCUGAAACCUGUACAUAUAAUUCGGACGGCUCUCCUAUUUCGUCUAGUUCCCUUUCAGCGACUCUAUCAUUCUCGAUUUCAUCGGUUACUGAGAGUGGUUUCAUCACAUCGGCAAUCCCAUCAGCUUCACUCGAGAACACCCAAUCGGCUCUAACAUCUUCAUUCCAGCCAUCAUCAACUCUAGUCGAAUCUAGCACGGAAAUUUCACCUGUGACCAGCGUGGUAUCUGGUAGUGAGACUUUGGAUACAUUACAAUCUCAGUCCACUAAUAUCGAGCAAUCUGCUGUCAUCUCUUCCGGAACUUUCACGGUUGUUACCACACCAAUCGAAUCAUCUAUAUCGGCAUCAAACGGUGGACUCGAAACCUCCGCCGCAUCUAGUGAUGAAGUUAUUACUCCAUCGAUCGCUGUGAGUACCACAUUAAUCGAUGUUUCUAUAUCAGCAUCAAACAGUGGACUCGAAACCUCCACCCUCUUCACUGAUGAAGUUAUUACUCCAUCAAUUGCUGCCAGCACCACAUCAAUCGAUGUUUCUACAUCGGCAUUGACUAGCGGACUCGAAACCUCUGCCACUUCUAGUGAUGAAGUUAUCACCACCUCGAUUGCUGCCAGCACCACGUUAAUCGAAGCUUCUGUAUCGGCAUCUACCCCCUUUACUGAUGAAGUUAUCACACCUUCGAUCGCUGCCAGUUCAACGCUACCUCCUGGUUCCACCAUUGAAAAUAUCUCGGCUGGUAGUACUGGAUUUAUCAGUUCAUCGCUAUCACCAGAACUGACAAGUAUAAUAGCUGGAAGCUCAGGAUUACCAUUGACUACGGGCAAAAUAGCCGAGUCAUCAUCUGAGGUGACAAAUAUCGAGACUACAUCAGCCUCAGGUUCCUUAGCAGCCACCACUUCGUCUCCCUUAAUUGAAGUGCCUUCAAUUCUCAGUCUUUCAACCUUUGAAUCUGGUACCAUUCCUACGUCAAUUCCUGGUAUAGAAACAAAUUCUGAGGUUGGAUCAUCGGUCCCUGCUUCGUCUUUUGUCUCAAGUGUUUUGAUAUCGACGAAUGAGUUCACAUCUCUGCCAACCGAGUCCACUCAGACUUCCAGUAGCCCAGAAUUUGGGUCAAGCAGUGCUGCUAUCUCGACGUCUGGUAUAGAAAUUGAAUCCCAAUCUGGAACCUCAACCCUCACUACUUCAUCCCCUUCGAUUGAAGUUUCUCUGAGUGCUAGCACUUCAGUUUUUGAAUCCGAUUCAGCUAUUGUUUCAACCACUGGUAUAGAAUCAACCGGAGCAGGGAUUUCAACUGUUGGAAGCUUGGAGUCUGGCACUUCAUUAUCUUCACCGAUUACGGAAAUUGGCACAACCUCCAGUGGAUUUUCAUCCUUACCAACUGAGACUUCUCAAAGUCUGAGUGGCUCAGAUAUUGUAACAAGCCUGGCUGCAGAGCCAAGUUCCGUUAUUGCUGUCUUGAGUACUGGAACUCAAUCUACUCUAAAUGCCGAGACAUCUGAAAUUAUCGGGGGCGCAACAGGCUCUUCAACUGAGAACUUUUCAGGUGUUGUGAGUACUACGACCGUGAGCACGAUUGAAUCUACAAAUUCGAUCGAGACAUUCGUUUCCUCCCUGAGCUCGGUGGUUGAGACUCAGUCACUUCCUACAACUAGCCUUGGCUUGUCAGUACCCCCGUCAAGUUCGGUCGACAGCCUUACCUCUCUUAGUGAGAUAUUAUCGGCCCCUACCAGUACCCCUUUGUCGUCAAGUCUCAUUGAAGCUUCUGAGAUUAUAUCGAGUCCGCCAGCUCAGUCUACGAGCUCUAUAAUUGGGACUCAGUCUGAAAUUACAUCGGAUCUUGGUGCCAUCAGCUCUACUCCUGUGGUGACCUCAGACACACUCAUUUUGACGCUUGGAUCACAAACUUCUGAACUUGCUUUACCUUCUGCUGUCAGUUCUAGCACUGGCUUUGGAUCUUUGAGUAGUCAGACCGUUUCUGAGGUCCCAUCAUCGACACAAGACAACUCGUCGGUAGGAACUUCGACUGAACCAGCUGGAUUAUCGCAAGAGAUUUCCAGCGCUCAAACUACAGAAAUCUCCUCGUCAAUUCAAGGAGGCCUUUCUACAAUUACGAUAUCCGACCCACCUCUACCGGCUACGUCUUCCAGCUUGGUUGAAACCUUAUCGUCUGAAAUCUUGAGUGCAAGUGGAACAAUCACAAACCUUGAGACCACCAUUAUUGUGACCGUGAUUUCGACAUCCGCUUCUGAUUUUGCCACUGAAUCUGGAUCAGUCAUUCCUUCAUCAGCGACUGAUAUAUUGGGCUCGAUCCUCCCAAGUCUUUCGGCUUCGCCUUCAGCCUCCCAGACAGAUUCAUUACCUCAAACAAUUUCAGUAUCCUUGAGCUCCGUAACAUCCACAAUCUCGAGUCUAGAGUCUAGUUCAACAAGCACAGCUUCGUCAGGAAUAUCUAGUGAGUCUGUAUUCGCUCCAGCGUCGUCGACGGGCCAAUCCUUGGGAGCAACUCUUUCAAGUGCUUCCGUUUCGUCUUCUCAGAUAAACUCUGAAGGAACUAUAUCUUCAAGCAUUGUCCUUUCAAGUGCAUCAUCAUCGGAGUCCUCUACCAUUGAGUCAGUCUCAUCUGCCAGUGGAUCUGGAACCGCUCUUCCUCCCAUUGAUAGUGCAGUCUCUGGAAGUUCUAGUUCCAGUACCGCCUUUGAGACCACAUCUUCAGCAUCCGAAUCUCAAGAUUUGAACACUGAGUCAUCAUCUGCAACUUCCACUACCGGAGGCUCAAUAAGUUCGAACAAUCUAUCUCUUAGUACAAGUACAAGCCAAUCACUUUCGGCAUUGGAAUCAGAGACUAGUUCUUUGAUCUCCUCCAGCUCGAGUACAGGAGCAGCAUCAAGUUCCGAAUUUCCCAGCAGUACGAUUUUCAGUUCAAGUCCCUCGUCAUCUUUCACAUCCUCUAGUGCAUCUGCAAGCGCCACAGCGCCAUCUGCCUAUAUUGGCUGUUCUUCCAACUCAACAGGCACUCUAGAUGGACCAUCAACGUUCUCAUCAGGCAUGACGCCCGCUAUCUGCUCAACUAUUUGUUCUGCAUACGAAUAUUACGCAGUUGAGAGUGGAGUCAAGUGUGUAUGCGGUAAUAAUAUCCAGUCAAGUGGUGUCUUGCCAGGUUCGAAUUGCAAUGCUACUUGUGGGGAUGGAGAUGGUACUUCCUCUUGUGCACGAGUAUCUGCUUCUUCUAGUGCCUCAACAUUGAUCACGCUCCUAAGGCCUAGGAAGAUUGCGGCUACGGGGAAGUAUCGUAGGAGGUGGUAG